Paramecium octaurelia is the source of this 2388-nucleotide messenger RNA. NCBI's taxonomy places the organism in Eukaryota, Ciliophora, Oligohymenophorea, Peniculida, Parameciidae. The record is from the annotation of a GenBank genome assembly.
AUGGAAUUUUUAAGAUUAAGAAAUUUAUUUGGGCAACCAGAAAAUGCAAUUAAAAGAUAAGAUCUUUCUGUAUUAGGUUUGACAAUCAUAGCAUGUUAUUUGUUAUAUAGAUCUGAUUGUCAAAGAAAAUCAGAAAGAAAAAAGUAUAAGCGAUUCAGAUACCUAUAUACUGCAGAUGAAUGUCGAUAACUUUAAAUUGAUUCUAAAUAAAUUACAGUCUAAGGCUAGAUCAAUAGUGAAAAUAAAUUCUUACUGCUAAAGUCUUCUAAUUAUAUGCAAAAGCGUAAUAACUAUGAAUAGAGUUAACAAAAUAGCAAGUCCUUUAGGAUUGUUGAUGUAAAUUUAAAUGUAUUUUCUAUUAGCCUUAUACUAAAGCAGAAAUAAUAUGUAAAAUAAAAAAUGGUUGCCUUUUCGAGCAAGAUCUCUUCAAUUUUCAUAAACAAUAUAUUUAUUAGACAUAUGUCCCCUCCGAUUGCAAUUUUAUUGUAAAAUUGUAUAAAAGAAUAGUAAAUUACUUUUUUGGAAAGACCAUCGUUGAGGAUAUGGAAGGGAUCAAUUUAAAUUAAUAUUUUAUAUUUAAAGGAGAAUUAAAGAGAUAAGACUCUGAAUUGAUACUCGAAAUUGAUCAAGUUGCUUUAACUCCAAGUUUAAUCUACAAGGAAGUACUAAAGUAAUUAAUAUAAGCAUAUUAAAAUAGAAAUAUAAACGGUUAUUUUAUAAAGGAGAUGAUUCUAGCAAUAAUGGCAGCAUUUCUAAUGUAUAAUUCUUAUUAAAGAAUGAAAAAAUACAUCUAGGCUCAACCUAGACAGCCAAUAUAAUUAUUUGAAAAGAGAGAGGAUGAAUUUGUAUAAGAUUCUGAUCUGUGCAUAGCUUGCAUGUCGAGUGUUAGGAAUGUUUUGAUCUUACCUUGUUUUCAUUUGAUAUGCUGUUAAGAAUGCAUAUAAAAAAUAAAGUAAACAAACAAUGAAUGUCCAUUAUGUAGAACAUUAAUUAUUGAUUAAAAAUAAGUGUUAAUUGAUAAUUUAUAUUGAAAAUAAUGAAUGAUUAAUUCAUAAUUUGUAAUAAAUGCUAGAAACAGAUUUCUUAGGCAAAUGCAACGAUGCAUUCACUCUAUUGUGAAAGGAAUACUAAGUAAUGUGAGACCUGUGGAUAGUAAUUUGAUGUAACUGAGGAAGAGGAGCACAUUCAAAAUGUUCACUUGCCUAAUACUUGCAAAUAUUGUCAUAAAUAUAUAAGUAAUCCAUUAGUGUGACAUUUAGAGGAUUUUAAUAAUCACACUUGUGCUUAAUAACCACAUAAUUGUGAAUAUUGCUAGAAAUAGUUCUUGUUCAGUUAGUUGGAAGAACACAAAAAAAAAUGUGGUCAAUUAUAGUAUAAAUGUAAGUACUGCGAGUAGAUGAUAUUCAAUAAAGUGAAGAUUGAGCAUACUAAAAAGUGCCAAAUUGCAAUUUUAGGACAUCUAGAAUUCAUUUGUAAAUAUUGUGGGGAGAGUUUGAUAUGUAAGAAUUAAGAUGNAUACCUAUAUACUGCAGAUGAAUGUCGAUAACUUUAAAUUGAUUCUAAAUAAAUUACAGUCUAAGGCUAGAUCAAUAGUGAAAAUAAAUUCUUACUGCUAAAGUCUUCUAAUUAUAUGCAAAAGCGUAAUAACUAUGAAUAGAGUUAACAAAAUAGCAAGUCCUUUAGGAUUGUUGAUGUAAAUUUAAAUGUAUUUUCUAUUAGCCUUAUACUAAAGCAGAAAUAAUAUGUAAAAUAAAAAAUGGUUGCCUUUUCGAGCAAGAUCUCUUCAAUUUUCAUAAACAAUAUAUUUAUUAGACAUAUGUCCCCUCCGAUUGCAAUUUUAUUGUAAAAUUGUAUAAAAGAAUAGUAAAUUACUUUUUUGGAAAGACCAUCGUUGAGGAUAUGGAAGGGAUCAAUUUAAAUUAAUAUUUUAUAUUUAAAGGAGAAUUAAAGAGAUAAGACUCUGAAUUGAUACUCGAAAUUGAUCAAGUUGCUUUAACUCCAAGUUUAAUCUACAAGGAAGUACUAAAGUAAUUAAUAUAAGCAUAUUAAAAUAGAAAUAUAAACGGUUAUUUUAUAAAGGAGAUGAUUCUAGCAAUAAUGGCAGCAUUUCUAAUGUAUAAUUCUUAUUAAAGAAUGAAAAAAUACAUCUAGGCUCAACCUAGACAGCCAAUAUAAUUAUUUGAAAAGAGAGAGGAUGAAUUUGUAUAAGAUUCUGAUCUGUGCAUAGCUUGCAUGUCGAGUGUUAGGAAUGUUUUGAUCUUACCUUGUUUUCAUUUGAUAUGCUGUUAAGAAUGCAUAUAAAAAAUAAAGUAAACAAACAAUGAAUGUCCAUUAUGUAGAACAUUAAUUAUUGAUUAAAAAUAAGUGUUAAUUGAUAAUUUAUAUUGA